Molecule: messenger RNA, 447 nt
Organism: Octopus sinensis (East Asian common octopus)
Lineage: Eukaryota; Metazoa; Mollusca; Cephalopoda; Octopoda; Octopodidae
Product: histone H2A-like
Exons: 1
Coding region: 19-396 (125 amino acids)
Cellular component (GO): nucleosome
Molecular function (GO): protein heterodimerization activity; DNA binding; structural constituent of chromatin
Source: RefSeq, a predicted model, not a curated record
UCUUCAUUCUGUAUAACUAUGUCUGCGCGUGGAAAAGGAGGCAAAGUGAAAGGAAAGAGCAAGACUCGAUCAUCUCGUGCUGGACUUCAAUUCCCUGUAGGCCGUAUCCACCGUCUUCUCCGUAAAGGAAACUAUGCCGAGCGAAUUGGCGCCGGAGCUCCAGUCUACCUAGCAGCUGUAAUGGAAUAUUUAGCUGCUGAAGUGUUGGAGUUGGCUGGAAAUGCUGCCAGAGACAACAAGAAAUCUAGAAUCAUUCCGCGUCACUUGCAGUUAGCCAUUCGCAACGACGAAGAAUUGAACAAACUUUUGUCAGGUGUUACUAUCUCGCAGGGUGGCGUCCUUCCCAACAUCCAAGCAGUUCUUCUUCCCAAGAAGACCCAGAAAGCCUCUAAGUAAACAUUUUGGUUUCUUAGUAAUAUUAUUAAAGGUCCUUUUUAGGGCCAUUAA